This is a messenger RNA of Cadophora gregata, 2432 nucleotides long. RefSeq lists its product as uncharacterized. Lineage: Eukaryota; Fungi; Ascomycota; Leotiomycetes; Helotiales; Ploettnerulaceae. The record is from RefSeq and is a predicted model, not a curated record. The transcript has 2 exons. The coding region runs from base 149 to 1954 and encodes 601 amino acids.
CCUCACUUUUGUAUACCCUCGUUAUCUUGAUCUUUCUCGUAAAUGCAUUCAGCUGUCAGAGUAAUGUUUAAGUUCGAGCUGUCAUGAUGCUUCGUUCACUCGAUUGACCCACUUGUCUAUUCCCAUUUUGCCACUUUGAGAGCAGGUCAUGGAUUUGCUAGCUGGGACAUGGGGAUUGCUUCCUCUAGCAGGAGUGUUGCUGUUGGGAAAGUCUCUCGAUGUCGUCUUACUGGUUACAUUCACUCUCAUCAAGAAGUGGGACGAGGUAAAAGACUUGCUAUCCAUCAUCAAUCCUGCGAUUGUCACGAUCACAAUUCUCACCUCACUCUUCGCCCUCAUUUCAGUAUCCUUUAUCUGGUAUAUCAGAACCCUCCAGCAACCUUCAACACCAUGUACUGAAUUCCCAGUCAAGCCGAUGUUAUUCCCAUGUGAAACGGCUCAUGUACGGAUGUUUCCCACAAGUCAUGGCUUCAAGUACUCUUACCUCUUGGUCGGGAUCCCCGUUGGUUGGAAAGGAUCAGUUGGUGGGAUGAUCUCCUCGGACAUGGGGAAGAAUUUGGAGUCAUGGUACUCGAGACUGGCGUCUCUACAGCCAGGAGGUGCAUGGUAUACAGUCAAUGGAGACGACUAUUUGAAGAGAGGUCACGUGCAAGGGGGACUUGAAGGAAAGCUUCAUCAGUAUCUUGAGAGCGUGGGAAUCGAUCCCAAUCAAUACGCCUACGUCUAUCUCCUCACAGCCGCCCGCUUCCUCGGCUAUGCAUCCAACCCAGUCUCAAUCUGGCACCUCUACUCCGCCAGCAAAGAACUCACGGCUCUCAUCCUAGAAGUAAACAACACCUUCGACGAAAAGCGGAUUUACUUUCUCGAGCCCGGCCAAUCCCCCAUUGAUCAAAAUGACCCAGCCCACCGACCACGAUACACAGGAACCUGGCCUAAAGACUUCUACGUCUCCGUCUUUAACUCCCGCAAUGGAUCUUACUCCCUCUCAGCCAGCGAUCCUCUCGCCCCGCAGAUGAGUAUGAGUAGUACCCUCCCCAUCAACACAACAAUCACACUCAACAACUCCUCCUCACACGCGAAACUAGUCGCACGGGUGUACUCCACAGCCAAGGCAUUGGAUCCAAUGACGAUGUCCGUGUGGUCGAAAACGAGAUUCAUCGCGAGCUGGUGGUGGGUUGGUCUUGCGACGUUCCCAAGGACGGUGAGAGAGGCGUUGACUCUGUUGCUGGGGAAGAGUAUGCCAUGGGUGUUUAGGCCGGAGCCGAGGAGGGAGACGAUUGCGAGGAAGGCGGGGGAGAUGGAGGUUUGUAUUGAAGGGCAUUUCAGGCGGUAUUUGAGGGGCCAGGCGGAGAGUUGCGAUGAGGAGAUUGUGUUGCGAUAUGUACCUGCUGGUCUGGCAGAUGCGGAUGCUGAGGAGGAGGUUAUGAGUUCUUCUUCAGCACAACUUUCGUCUGGGACGGAAGCAACGGAGAUCAGAGUCUUGACGCCAUUAUUCUAUUCGCGACUCGUUCAGUACGGUUCCAUAGCCGAAGCUUUGGCAAGCGAGAGUACACUCAGCGCCACCGUUUCUAUCUCCCCGGAUCUGCUCACUACUUUCCAAUUCUUAUCCAAAUCGGACACAAAGAAUUCAAAUCCCAGGAAGAUCGAUUUCAGGCUUCUACUUCUCAACACUUUCAGGAAACGGCCAACUCCUAUUCCCAUUCCAGUCAAAGAGAGAUCGGAAGUUCCUGCAAUCCACUGGUCAGAGAAGAGCAAUGCCAAAGAUGAGGUAGCAAGUUUAGACGCUUUUGCUCUGUUGACAGCAAGCACCGAGGAGAAGAAAGUCUACUUCCAAGGAGUACUCAAGCUUAUGCUAACUGAUCGCCUGGCAUUCGGCUGGAUGGAGAUACUAGAUCUAGAGAUCUUCACAGUCAGAGCCGUCGUGAUGUGGGGGCUGGUGAAAUUAUUUCUGUGAGAUGGGAAGAACAUUCUGCGAUCGCACAUCAAGAACUAUCAAAAAACCGAACAUUGUGUUGAACGAGAUAUCGAACACCAUCACCUCUUAUUUUAACGAGGAAUCCUGUGGAAAGCGAAUGGAGGAGAAUGGACGACGGCUGCCUUCCAUCACCGUGUAUUCUAAAUAACCAGCGCUCUGGGAAAGGCCAGAAAGGAUUCGACCUUCCAAAGAGGAACUCAGACGCAGCCCCAACAGCCCCUGCUCUAGUCCCGGACGGUGAAGUGGGGCUAGGAGCCUGAAGAUAAUCAAUCCGGACGUAUGCUCCCACGCUCGGCCAACACAGGAAAUAACCUGAUCAGUAGAGAAAGACAACGGGAAAGAUUUGUAAUGCGACUGUUGAAGUUUAGAGCAGGUCGCCAAUGGCUGGAACAGAUAUACACGAUAGUCAAUAGAACCAAGCACAAAUAAACAGUAUAGAUAUAGAUAGAAGGCCGAG